Prosopis cineraria is the source of this 1666-nucleotide messenger RNA. RefSeq names its product chaperone protein dnaJ 49. The record is from RefSeq and is a predicted model, not a curated record. Gene Ontology annotation, biological process: cellular response to misfolded protein. Gene Ontology annotation, molecular function: Hsp70 protein binding. Gene Ontology annotation, cellular component: endoplasmic reticulum membrane. NCBI's taxonomy places the organism in Eukaryota, Viridiplantae, Streptophyta, Magnoliopsida, Fabales, Fabaceae.
UCCAAACAUGCACUAUGCAAAUAUCGCACGGAAGCUCUUCCAUCGGUCGUCUUGUGCCCCAUCCUCACCUUCCCAACUUACCCCUUCUCUCCCCUCUCAGGUACUUCAGUCAGUGAUUUUUUGGGGAAAAGCUUGAGGAUGAGUUAGGGCGUAUUAGGUGGAGGACUAGAGUCGAGUUGUCAAAGUUCGUUUGAUCAUGGACAGUAAUAAGGAUGAAGCUCUGAGGUGUAUCCGCAUCGCUGAGGAGGCGAUUGCAGCAGGGAACAAAGGGCGUGCCCUUAAAUUUAUCAAAAUUGCACAGCGGCUGAAUCGCAAUCUGUCAGUGGAAGAGUUACUUACCACAUGUGAGAGGCUUGAUUCUCAAUCAUCUACGCAUUCUAGGGAUGAAAAUGGUGUUCAUCAGGUUAAGAGGGAACGUGGUUCCAGGCCAAGAGGUUUGAAUGGAGAGAGAAAUUAUACAGAAGAACAUGUUCAGUUAGUUAGGGAGAUUAAGGGGAAGAACGAUUAUUAUGCCAUUCUUGGUGUGGAGAAGACUUCCUCUGUUGAGGAGAUCAGGCGGGCUUAUAGGAAAUUGUCAUUGAAAGUUCAUCCUGACAAGAAUAAGGCACCGGGUUCUGAAGAGGCAUUUAAGAAGGUAUCCAAGGCUUUUAAGUGUUUAAGUGAUGAUGGUUCAAGGAGGCAGUAUGAUCAGACAGGGCUGGUCGAGGAGUUUGAAUAUAACCAGCAACACAAUGUUAGGCGCAGGAGAGGAAGAGCAACUGCACAUAACUUUUUUAAUGAUGACAUUGAUCCUGAUGAGAUAUUUAGGGCAUUCUUUGGAGAAGCAGAUGUAUUUGGGAGAGCUCAUAUUUACCGGACAAGGGGAAUGGGGAGUCAACAGCGGCAAGAAUUUCAAGGUGGAGGGUUCAAUAUUAUGCUCCUUCUGCAAAUUGUACCGUUCUUGAUAAUAUUUCUGCUUGCUUACUUGCCAUUUUCCGAACCAGACUAUUCUUUGCAUAAGAAUUACUCGUAUCAGAUUCCCAAGACAACAGACAAGUAUGGGGUUGAGUAUUUUGUGAAAUCUGAAUCAUUUGAAGAUAAAUAUCCGCGUGGAAGUCCUGCCCGUGCAAAUACUGAAGGCAAUGUGAUACAUGAUUACAAAAACUUGCUUCGUCGCUACUGUCAAAUAGAAGUUCAGAGGCGUAGUUGGAAUAGGAAUCUGCCAACUCCUUACUGUGAAAAGCUUCAGAAGCUUGGUGUAGCUUGAAGAACAUGGCUACAAAUGAAUAAUAAGUAAGUCAUAGCUUUCCCGUGGCCUGCAAAUAUUUGAGAGGGAGGCAGGAAAACUGAGAACGAGACCAAAAUGUCAAGGCUUUUUGUCAUUUUGGUGAUGGAGUUAUUGAAGGCAAUGACUUAUGUUAAUAGACGUGAGGCAUGUUAACACAUUAUAAGAUGAGUUGGAAGAUGCUUUAGCAUCAUUGGAGUGCAGAUUCCAUAGCUUGAGGAAGCUUUGCUAGACUUAUUUGACUUACAUUGUUGGAUUAAACACGUUAAUUUUGCGCUUCCUUUAUGGCAGGAGGAUGUUUCUGAGUCAUUGAUGUUUAAUGACCUGGGGCGUCAAAUUAAUGCGAUCCCAUGAUAAACAGUAUUUAACAUGUGCUAUGGACAGGAGAAGUUUUUUCCAGCU